Molecule: messenger RNA, 2399 nt
Organism: Diceros bicornis minor
Lineage: Eukaryota; Metazoa; Chordata; Mammalia; Perissodactyla; Rhinocerotidae
Gene: RGS7
Product: regulator of G protein signaling 7
Exons: 16
Coding region: 306-1751 (481 amino acids)
Biological process (GO): intracellular signal transduction; G protein-coupled receptor signaling pathway; regulation of G protein-coupled receptor signaling pathway
Source: RefSeq, a predicted model, not a curated record
GGCUUCAAGAGUGAAACAGUAGAGAUAUAUUCUCAUUCCCAGGAGAAGCUCCAAAUACAUUCAUUUAUACCUCAUGAAAUUGGACACUACUGAUUCAGAACCGGUGAUACUCUGCUUGCUGUAUUUCACUUUUAUCACCAAGUGAAUUGAAAAACAAUAGUUGCUGACUAAUAAUUACAUAAACAGGAUCAGAGGAAGAUAUUGUUCACUUAUUUAGAAGAAUAGUGAGAACUUUGGGAAAGUAGUUCCUAAGAUUAUGUAUCCUCAGGGCUAGAAAAGAUCUCAACAGUCACCUUCUGUCCUCCAUGAAGCCUACUUUCUUUGUCUUGAAAAGGAAUGAAGACGAGAGAGUUGGACAGGAUGAUCUACCAGCUCUGAAAUUCUUUGAUGCUAUGGUGUGGGUGUUCAGCACAGAAUUGAUGGAAGACGUCAUCGCCCGCAUGCAAGAUGAAAAAAAUGGAAUUCCUAUUCGUACUGUCAAAAGCUUUCUUUCCAAGAUACCUAGUGUCUUCUCUGGGUCAGACAUUGUUCAAUGGUUAAUAAAGAACUUAACUAUAGAAGAUCCAGUGGAGGCGCUCCAUUUGGGAACGUUAAUGUCUGCCCAUGGCUACUUCUUUCCGAUCUCAGAUCACGUGCUCACACUCAAGGAUGAUGGCACUUUUUACCGGUUUCAAACACCCUAUUUUUGGCCAUCAAAUUGUUGGGAGCCGGAAAACACAGACUACGCGGUUUACCUCUGCAAGAGGACAAUGCAGAACAAGGCGAGGCUCGAGCUAGCAGACUACGAAGCUGAGAGCCUGGCCAGGCUGCAGAGGGCGUUUGCCCGGAAAUGGGAGUUCAUUUUCAUGCAAGCAGAAGCACAAGCAAAAGUGGACAGGAAGAGAGACAAGAUCGAGAGGAAGAUCCUCGACAGCCAGGAGAGAGCGUUCUGGGACGUGCACAGACCUGUGCCUGGAUGUGUAAAUACCACCGAAGUGGACAUUAAGAAGUCAUCCAGAAUGAGAAACCCACACAAAACACGGAAGUCUGUCUAUGGUUUACAAAAUGAUAUUAGAAGUCACAGUCCUACCCACACACCCACACCAGAAACUAAACCUCCAACAGAAGAUGAGUUACAACAACAGAUAAAAUAUUGGCAAAUACAGUUAGAUAGACAUCGGUUAAAAAUGUCAAAAGUUGCUGAUAGUCUGCUAAGUUACACGGAACAGUAUUUAGAAUAUGACCCAUUUCUUGUGCCACCUGACCCUUCUAACCCAUGGCUGUCUGACGAUACUACCUUCUGGGAACUGGAAGCAAGCAAAGAACCAAGCCAGCAGAGGGUAAAACGAUGGGGUUUUGGCAUGGAUGAAGCAUUGAAAGACCCAGUUGGGAGAGAACAGUUCCUUAAAUUUCUAGAGUCAGAAUUCAGCUCAGAAAACUUAAGAUUCUGGCUGGCAGUGGAGGACCUGAAGAAAAGGCCCAUCAGAGAAGUCCCCUCCCGAGUUCAGGAAAUAUGGCAAGAAUUUCUGGCUCCAGGUGCCCCCAGUGCCAUUAACUUGGAUUCUAAGAGCUAUGACAAAACGACACAGAAUGUGAAGGAGCCCGGACGAUACACAUUUGAAGAUGCUCAGGAGCACAUUUACAAAUUGAUGAAAAGUGACUCAUACCCACGUUUUAUAAGAUCCAGUGCCUACCAGGAGCUUCUACAGGCAAAGAAAAAGGGGAAAUCUCUCACGUCAAAGAGGUUAACGAGCCUUGUCCAGUCUUAUUAAAAGGAUCACCUUGUAGCACGGAAGCAGACUGGAGUCGUUGCAUAUACUUUGUAGUUCUUUGUUGUCACCUGGAGCAGAGGCCACUAGACCAAGAUGUUGCAUGAGCAAAGGACCUGAAUUGUUCUUUCUUUGUGUGCAUUAAGGGAUUGUCAUCUCCAAGGAACUCUACCAUCUCAAUGCCUCCAUUUCAAUAUGGUGUCUGCUUACUUCCUCCUUGUACUAAGCUGGAUCAAUGUCUUUUCCUUUUUAACAAGUUCAAGUGAAGUAAACCAUUUUUUCCCCCUUUCUCUCUCUUUCUCUUAAAGCUUCUGCUAGACACGCAGUUCACUGAAAACUCAGUCAGUCACAAACUGGAAGAAGUGUAAAAGAAAAAAAGCAUAUAUCAAUAAGUAUACAUAUGGCUUCACAUUUAUUAAAUGAUAAAUUAGCACAGAAAGUUUCAUUUCACCGAUGUAUUCACAGUCAGAAACAAUCUCAUGUCUUUGUCUGUUGUCUGUACACUCUCAGUUAAUGUUUCUUGCAUUUAUUUUUAUACCAUAUUUAAACGAGAAACACCUUUUACUCCAAAUGUAUUAAAGUUGAUCCCUUCUCUGUAAAUUUGUGUAUGUUUAUAUUGUUGUUUUAUCUUUCAUUAAAAGAUAUGCAGAA